AUGGAAGCCCCGCGCAGGGGACGGGCCCGCUGGCUGGGGACCCUCCUGGCCGCCUGCCUGGCCACCCUGCCGGUCAUCACCGCCUGUCCCCGGCCCUGCGCCUGCCACGGCCCCGCCGAGCUCCACUGCACCUUCCGCUACUUCAGCACCGUCCCCCCGCGCAUCCCCCCGGACGUGCAGCGCAUCAAUCUGGGCUACAACAGCCUGAGAAAACUGAGCCCCACAGACUUUGCUGGCCUGGAGAAACUGGAGUUACUGAUGCUGCACAGCAAUGAGAUCAGUGUGAUCCCUGAGAGGGUGUUCAGUGAUUUACGUUCACUACAGGUCUUAAAAAUGAGUUACAACAAGGUCAGGGUGCUUCAGCAGGGUGUGUUUUAUGGCCUGAAGAGCUUGGUACGGCUGCAUAUGGACCACAAUCAAAUUGAAUUUGUAAAUCCCAAUGUUUUCUAUGGACUCACUUCCCUGAGAUUGGUCCACCUGGAUGGAAAUUUACUUCAGCAGUUGCAUCCAGACACUUUUGUCACCUUCCACUAUAGCCAAAUAUUCAAAAUAUCCUUCCUGAAGCACAUCUCUUUGUCUGACAAUAUGCUGACUUCACUUCCACAAGAAAUGUUUUCCUACAUGUCCGAGCUUGAGAGCAUUUACCUGCAUGGAAACCCCUGGUCCUGUGAUUGCAGCCUGCAGAGGUUCACAGAGUGGGCACAGGAGAGACCAGAUGUUAUAAAGUGUAGAAAAGACAGAAGUUCUGGUGCCCAGCAAUGCCCAGUCUGUGCUAGUCCCAGAAAUCAUAAUGGGAAAAGCUUAAUGGAUCUUCCUUCUGCAUCUGUCACCUGCAAUAAGCCAGUCAUACACGACUCCCUGAAAUCCAGAAACCUCACAGUGCCAGACGAUGGGGAUUUCAGUUCCGUGUCUCCCAAGGACUUCAUAGCUCCAAUAGGAUCCAUGGUUUUGAACAUAUCUGACCAAGCAGGAAAUCGAGGCAACAUGGUUUGCAACGUCCAAAAACCUACAGAAAUGUCUCCCAUCUCAUUGGCCCAAGAUGGCAGCAGCACAGUGCUCCAAACCUCCUUCUCGGCUCUCCUGGUGUGUGGCAUCGGUCAUGGGCACAUCCAGCAGCUGUGGAGCAUCCUGGCACUGUACAGCAAUUCUCCCUUGAAACUGGAGCGGACUGUCCGGGCAGCUGAUGUGCCUUUUGUUAGUUACAAAUACAAACAGAUCUACACUGAAAAAGAUGAACUUUUCACCAAUAUUGAGGCUGACCUGAGAGCUGACCCAGCCUGGCUGAUGCAGAGCACAGUGGCACUGCAGCUGGACAGGACAGCGACCACGCUCAGCACACUGCACAUCCACUACUUCACCCGUGCCCAGGUCAGUGUGCCCAGUGCUGACAGCAACCAGGGCAGCAAUAACUGGGCCAUUAUCCACAGGGACAACAGCACCCAAAGGGAGCACGCUGUGCUAGUCGGGGGCACUGUGGAACUGGGCUGCCAGGCAGCUGGGGAGCCAGCUCCUGCUGUGGAGUGGAUAUUGGCCGAUGGGAGCAAAGUGCGAGCUCCUCACAUCAGCGAGGACGGGAGAAUCAUCGUCCUCAGAGCUGGAACACUGACCUUGCGGGCGGCUGACGUGUUUGACACGGGGCUCUACCACUGCAUCGGCUCCAACAGCAACGAUGCCGACGCUCUGACCUUCAGAAUCACAGUGGUGGAUCCUCACGUGGAACACAACAGUGUAAAUGGAGCCCAGCUGUUGGCAGCUGCUGGCAGCACACUCCACCUGCCCUGCACAGCCACGGCUGCUCCGGACGCUGCCAUCACCUGGGUGCUGCCUGAGCUCACAAUCCUUCGUCAGUCUGUAGGAAACAAACAUGUCUUUGGCAAUGGCACCUUGAGACUACAAGGGGUGACAGAGCGAGACGGAGGGUACUUCCGAUGCAUUGCAGCCAACCAGUACGGUGUUGACCUUUUGGUUUUCCAAGUGCUAGUGAAACAGGAUGAGACCGCUCCAAAGAAAAGGCUCGGAGCUGUGGGAGAGUGGGAAGAGGGUGACGGCUCUGGCAAUGCGCUGCUGGGCUCUGCUGCAGCACAGGCACAUCCCUCAGCCACUCCAGCCACCCCCACAGCUCAUCUGAGAUCUGCUGCAUCAGCAGCCAGCAGCCAGGGCACGCAGAGCGCACGUCAAAGGAACAGCCACGGGAAAAUGCCUCGCAGGCCCUCCAGGGACAGAACAGGCAGGCUCAGGCGGCUCAGGGGGCACAGGAGACAGUUUAUUUCCUCAGGCAGGAGAGUCGAUCCACAGCGCUGGGCAGCCUUGUUGGAGAAAACGAAGAGAAACUCAACACUGACAGACAAACGAGGAGAAGUUGCAACGGAACCACCCACUCAAGUCCGAAAGUUCUCAGAGGUACCUGAGGAUGAGGAGACAUCUGGUGAUCUGAGGUCUCCAGAAGAAGAAUUCAUGAUGCCAGUAACAGAGAGAGCCCCAGUACCUGCUCUGGGGAGACCAAUGGAACGUGUGAUUGCUGCAGGGCCCGAGGGCACCGUGAGCCACACUCCUGCCAGGAAAACCCCCCUCCCGGUCACAGAGGCAGGAACUCCUCUGCCCUCUCCUCUUCCACAGUCUGUGUCACCUGGCAGCAGAAGGCCACAAACAUAUCCAAAACCUACAGACUCAUGGGAAAGAUCUGACUUGAGUCAAAUAUCAGCAAAUGGUGUGAAACAAUCAACUGUAUCAAGUGGAGCAAGUGGAACAUCCACACUCUUCCCUGCUGGGCAAAGGCUGGUGUAUUCUGGGCAAAGUAAUGAACAGCACCUAAAAUCUGCAUCCACGACACCCACGACAGAAGCUACAGACACCAGUAAGGCUGUAGCUCCCCAAAACACAACUGACAAGAUACAUGUUUUUACUGAGUCCAUUGAUAAAGUUUCCACCAAAACAGAUCACCAGGUCCCUGUGAUGACAGUCAGUGCAGCAAGCCCUGAGUUUGGUCCUGUUUAUUCUCAUAGUGCUCAGAAAGGAGGAACCUCUAAACCACCAUUGACCUCAACUAUGACUACUCAUCAGCAAAUUCGGGUUAUCCAGGACAUUCCAACUCACACACCCCCGCUCCAGCAGCAGUACGGAAGACGAAGGAAAAUUUCUGGUCGGAGACGAAUUGUGAGGCCAGGACAUAUCCCAGGUAUGAAAGAGCACCGAUACAAUUUUGGGAGGGCAGGGUCUGCCAGAGGAAGUACAGCUGUGGCUGCAGGUGUUCAACUGAAUAUGAAAUAUGUAUCAAAUGUACCAACUUUAAAUAAUUUAAGCAGCUCCAUCAAUUCAUUUAGCCCAGAAGCCCCCCUGUCCUCCCCCUCCACCAUGAAUUUGCCAUUGGAGCAAGUGGUUACCCAUCAAAACACAUUGUUCCUCAAGGAAGAGGAGAAUGAACACGGUGCAAAGAAAAAAGCUGCUACCACAGUCAUGUCUAUCACUACAAAGGGCACUGCUACUACUUGCAACCCUACCAGACUGUUGGGUUUGAAGCCAACAGUCACAUCUGUUAUUACUCCUCAAUCUGACACCAGAAUCACCAAAAGUAAAACAUUCAGAGUGGGAGGAAGGAGAGGUCAGAGGAGGAAGAAGCCUCCUAAAGUAUCUGCCCCACAGCGUGUGGCUGCAGCCCACAGCACUGCAGCCACCUCCUCCGUGAGCACAGCCACCCCCGUGGUGACACAAGGUACAUCACCAGCUGUGCCUCCAAGUCUUACACCUGCAAAACCUCUCCCUGGGAGCGUCAGCCCAAUCUCUGUGACCAAAACACCAGCACUGUGGAGCUCUGACACCCCAGAGCCACCUCAGCAUGUGCCCACGGCAGCCACACAGACAUUGGUGACCCUGGUCACACAGAGGAAUGCCCAGCUGGCCACGUCACUGCCCACUAGUCUGACUGCUCACAGCCCCACCAUGGCACUCCAAACCACACCAGUCACAACAAGGAACACCCAGCUGACCACAGCACAACCUGUCAGUCCUGCCCAGACCUCCACCAUAGCUCUCCAAAUCCCACUGUGGCUGGGUGAGCCUCCCGAUGCUGCACGUGCCCAACCUGCUGCAGUCAAUGCCACAGCAGAGUCAGCACCUGCUCAGCACAUCAGAGCCACUGCCACGGCAGGACGAGAAUUCUACCUGAAAAUGGGGGAGACAGUUAUCCAGGAAAACCAGGCAGCACAGCCCACAUUCCCAGCAAGAACUGUGUCAAGGGCUCCUGCUGCACUCACAGACAUCAUCAUUCCCAGCACUCAGCAUCCCACCCCUCAGCCAGCCCCAAUGGCAGCUGUGCCACUUGCACCUACUGUGAGAGCCCCCCUGCCUCCAUGGGAGGAUGUCCAGUUGUGGCCCAAGCCACCUACCAAAGGCACGGAGAGGGGCAACACACUGACUGUCAGGACACCGACCACUCCAAAGUCAUCACAGAUUGCAGAUCCCCGGGGAAGGGACAAGGACAGCUCUGGCAGAGGCUGGUCUGAAUGGAGACAAGAUCAAGAAACCACCACCACCCCCAGUCCCUUUGCCUUGGGCUCUGCAAGCAAAAACCAUUUUGCAAAGCCCAGAAUAGUUGGAGGGAAAUUGGCUGCUUUCACUGUGCUGGCAAAUUCUGACGCUUUUAUUCCUUGUGAAGCUACUGGGAACCCCCGUCCAACAAUACAGUGGACCAAGAUACCAUCAGGGGCCGAGGCUCCGGGGCGCGGCGGUGCCGGCAGGUGGGUGGUGUUUGCCAACGGGACGCUGUCCAUCCCGCAGGUGGGCCUGGGGGACGGCGGGCAGUACCUGUGCACCGCGGCCAACGCGCUGGGCACGGCGCGGCUCCUGCUCACCCUGUCGGUGCUGGCCUACCCGCCCCGCAUCGCCGGCAGCCGCCACCGGCUCCUCACCGCGCACUCCGGCAACACCGUGGCGGUGGCGUGCAAGGCCGAGGGCAGGCCCCCUCCCACCAUCUCCUGGGUUCUGGCAAAUAAAACCCACCUCUCCGGCUCCUCCGCGGGAAACGACAGAGCUGGCGUGGAAGCAGAUGGCACUUUAGUUAUCCGGGAGGUCACUGUGUACGACAGGGGCCUCUACACCUGCCUGGCCAAAAACCCUGCGGGCACCGACACGCUGGCUCUGAAGCUGCAGGUUGUUGUGGCCCCUCCCACCAUUCUGGAGGAGAAGAGACAAAGCAUGGAAGGAAAGAUGGGGGAAAGCCUGGAAUUCCCUUGCACAGUGCAAGGGAAGCCUCAGCCCACCGUCCACUGGGUCCUCCCCGAUGGCACGGCAGUGAAGCCUCUGCAGUUGGUACACACGAGGCUGUUCCUGUUCUCCAAUGGCACCCUCCACCUGGGCAGCAUCGGCCCUUCCGACAGCGGGAACUACGAGUGCAUAGCCACGAGCUCCAGCGGCUCGGACAGGAGGGUGGUCAGCCUCGUGGUGGAGCACAGGGACACGCUUCCAAAAAUAGCCAUCGCCUCUAAAGAACUGACUCACCUGAAUUACGGAGAUAAGCUGCUUCUGAACUGCACAGCAACGGGGGAGCCCAAGCCCAGGAUCAUGUGGAGGUUGCCUUCCAAGGCUGUUGUGGACCAGUGGCACAGAAUGGGAAGUCGGAUCCAUGUCUACCCCAACGGAUCCCUGACUGUUGAGGCAGUUACUGAAAAGGACGCAGGUGAUUAUCUGUGUGUCGCAAGAAACAGAAUUGGGGAUGAUCUGAUACUGAUGAAAGUCAGCAUCACAAUGAAACCAGCCAAGAUUGACCACAAGCAGCACUUCAAGAAACUGGUGCCAUACGGCAAGGAUUUCAGAGUGGACUGCAAGGCCUCAGGGUCGCCCACACCAGAAAUAUCUUGGGGUCUGCCAGAUGGAACGUUGGUCAACAACGCGAUGCUGGCGGAUGACAGCGGGCACAGGUCCCGCAGGUACGUCCUCUUUGACAACGGGACUCUGUACCUCAACAAAGCUGGAGUGGCAGAAGGAGGAGAUUACACCUGCUAUGCCCAAAACACUCUGGGGAGGGAUGAGAUGAAGAUCCGUGUCAUGGUCAUCGUGGCAGCCCCUCGGAUAAAGCACAAUCACAAGACGUAUGUUACAGUGUCAGCUGGGCACACGGCACUGCUGGACUGCGAGGCUGCUGGAGAUCCCAGGCCACAGAUAUUCUGGUUGCUGCCUUCCACUGAGAUGAUCUCCUUGUCCACAGACAGACACUCCCUGCACACCAACGGCUCUCUCUCCAUCAGCCACACCAAACUGCUGGAUGCUGGGGAGUACAUGUGUGUGGCUCGGAACCCUGGUGGGGAUGACACCAAACUGUAUAAGCUGGAUGUGGCUGGUAAACCCCCCAUCAUAAACGGUUUAUACAGGAACAAAACAAUCAUGAAGGUGACGGCAGUGAGACACUCAAAGAAACACAUUGACUGCCGGGCAGAGGGGACACCUCCCCCUCAGAUUAUGUGGAUCAUGCCUGAUAACAUUUUCCUAACAGCCCCAUAUUAUGGGAGCAGGAUUUCAGUGCACAAAAACGGGACACUCGAGAUUCGGAAUAUCAGGCCUUCGGACACGGCAGAUUUUAUCUGUGUGGCACGUAACGAUGCGGGAGAGAGCGUGCUGGUGGUGCAGCUGGAGGUCACAGAAAUGCUACGGCGACCAAUGUUCAAAAACCCAUUCAACGAAAAAAUAAUAGCAAAACCUGGGAAAACUACCACACUGAACUGCUCUGUGGAUGGAAACCCUCCCCCAGACAUAAGCUGGAUGCUGCCCAAUGGCACGUGGUUUUCCAGCAGCAUCAGCACGUCCCAGUUUCUCACGGGAAGCAACGGGACCCUGACCAUCUAUAAUCCCGGGAGAGACCAAGCCGGGCGGUACCGCUGCGCUGCCCGGAACAAGGUUGGCUAUAUCGAAAAGCUGAUCAUCCUGGAGGUUGCCCAGAAGCCCAACAUCCUCGCCCACCCUGUGGGGCUGGUGAAGGGUGUCAGCGGGGAGCCGCUGUCACUUCACUGCCUGGCCGAGGGGAGCCCCAAGCCCAGCACGGCGUGGACACUGCCGGGGGGCCGCGUGCUGGACCGGCCGCAGGUCAGCGGGAGGUUCCUGCUGCUGGAGAACGGCACCCUGCUCAUCCGGGAGGCCACCGCCCACGACGGGGGCAAUUACGUGUGCAGGGCCCGCAAUGCCGCCGGAGACUCCUCCGUGACCGUGCCCGUCACCGUCGCGGCCUACGCCCCGCGGAUCACGGGCAGGCCCCCGCCCGCCCUGCACACGGUGCCGGGGGCCGCGGUCCAGCUGCACUGCGCAGCGCUGGGGAUACCCAAACCACACAUUACCUGGGAGUUACCUGACCGCUCCAUCCUCUCCACAGCCCACCAGGGCCGAGGGUCUGGGGGCGAGCUGCUUCACCCCACGGGCACUUUGUUCCUCCAGAAUCCCCAGCCCUCCAAUUCCGGCCCGUACAAGUGCACGGCGAGGAACCCCCUUGGCAGCGACUUCGCAGUAACAUAUGUCCACGUCAUCUAAGUCAGAAAUGCAGCAGGAAUGAUGGUGAACACAGGCUGCAGCUGGACUGAGGUCAUCCUUGGAAUGAGUUUAAGCAAAGGCAGCCAAAGGCAUGUGAGUGCCUGAAAACACUUACAGUGUUCAGUCUGCAAUGACUGGACAAAAGGAGAGAGGAAGGGAAAAUUAGCUCUAGCGUUAUUAGCUAGCAUUGGUUCUCUCCACGUUCAAGGGAUUUAAAUUAAAGUAAACUCUGCCAGCAAACAUAGACUAUCAAACACAAUUUACUUUCUGGAAAUGUACACAGAGAGCUCCUGUAUGGACAGAAUUUUUCAUAUCAGUUCAAUUACUGCCCACCUGGUAUGACUCUCAUAAGCACAGAUCACAGAGGGCACGAACAUCUGGGAACUGAAGAGCAGGUUUAUUGGGAUGCAGAUUACUUUGUUAAUGUGUUUUAAUAUUUAGUAUAUUUUUUAAAUAAAUAUUUC
This is a messenger RNA of Myiozetetes cayanensis, 7973 nucleotides long. RefSeq names its product immunoglobulin superfamily member 10 (gene IGSF10). The record is from RefSeq and is a predicted model, not a curated record. Lineage: Eukaryota; Metazoa; Chordata; Aves; Passeriformes; Tyrannidae. Gene Ontology annotation, molecular function: protein binding.